AUGCUUCCCCUGCUUCGUAGCAGGAACCUCGUCUUCUUCGUUGAUGGCACUAGUCAGUGUCCUUCGGCUUUUCUCAAAGAUUCUGACGGCAAUCUCACCAAUACUGUCAACCCCGCUUUCGAACUCUGGAUGCAGCAGGAUGCCAUGGUUAUAUCAUGGAUCAACAGUUCCGUUCACCCCACUGUUUUGGCCACUCUUAUUGGCAAAACUAGUUCUCACUCCACUUGGACUUCUCUCCGUGAGCGUUAUGCUUCCACAUCAACUGGUCGUCUUUUGCAACUCCGGAGUGAUCUGAUGAACACACAUCGUGGUGAUUCAUCCAUUGCUGAUUUUUUGGAUCGUGUGAACUCUCUCGCUGACACUCUAUCUCUCUCGGGGUCUCCUGUUUCAGACUCGGACUUGGUAGCCAUUGUUCUCAACAAUGUUGGUCCUGCGUUUGAAAGCACUGUCUCGUCUGCUCAAGCUCGAGAGGAUGCCAUCUCCUAUGGUGCUUUGGAGGCCUUGCUUCUCGGUGCCGAACGUCGUCAAAAGAUGAGUCAGGUGCUCUACCUUGAUGCUGCCCCUACUGCUCUCGUUGCUGGCCGUGGAGGGCGCGGUUUUCAGGCCGGUCGUGGUCGUGGUUUUCAUGCUGCUGUGGGUCGUGGCGGUCGUGGUCCUGUUCAAGGUGGUCGUGGCGUGAUUCGACAACCAGGAGCUCAUGCUCUUCCUGAUGGUGUUCUUGGUGUUGGCCCUCAGCAAGGUCAUGGCUUUAAUCCCAAUGGUCGUGUUCAGUGUCAAAUCUGCCACAAACCUGGUCACUCUGCUAUCAAUUGCUACAAUCGUAUGAACAUGGCAUACGAAGGUCGCAUUCCUGCGCCCAAGCUUCAGGCCUUUGCUGCCGCUGCUCAUGCUCCUGACCAUCUCCCUGUGGCUCCCCCCUCAAGUUCAAAAUUGGCUCUUUGA
Malus domestica (apple) is the source of this 942-nucleotide messenger RNA. RefSeq lists its product as uncharacterized. The record is from RefSeq and is a predicted model, not a curated record. Lineage: Eukaryota; Viridiplantae; Streptophyta; Magnoliopsida; Rosales; Rosaceae.